Rotaria sp. Silwood1 is the source of this 504-nucleotide messenger RNA. NCBI's taxonomy places the organism in Eukaryota, Metazoa, Rotifera, Eurotatoria, Philodinida, Philodinidae. The record is from the annotation of a GenBank genome assembly.
AUGGCAGCUUUUGGAAGUACUGAAUUUGAGUUCCAAAGAUUCGGCACAACAGCUCAGAUACCAGAUGCUGAUAUUGCUAAAGUCAUGUACUAUUUGGAUUGUGUAUGUACUGUUAUUGAAUAUAAUGAUAAUAAUAUUCGUCGAUAUCGGAAUUAUUCAAAUUGGAGAAAUAUGUCGGAUGAAGAAGAUCGAUUCAUUUUCUUACUAGCUUUGGCACUUUCACCAGAUGAGUUAGAAGACAAGGUCUUUUUCAAUGCGCCAGCACUCUGCCCCGAUAGUAGUAAUCAGUUUUAUGAAAUAGGUCAAGUCAGACGUCAAAUAAUGGUUGUUCAAUCCAUUAUUAUUGGUGGUCAAUCACGACAAGUGAAAAAAAUUAUGGCUUAUAAGCAAGUUUGGAUGCGUGCGAAUUACUAUGAACCAAUGCAGCGACUUGCGUUUCGAUUUAGUCCAGCAGGACAGCGUCAAGAAGCACUUAUGAGAUCAGCGGCUUGCACUAUUUCCUAA